This is a messenger RNA of Durio zibethinus, 943 nucleotides long. NCBI's taxonomy places the organism in Eukaryota, Viridiplantae, Streptophyta, Magnoliopsida, Malvales, Malvaceae. The record is from RefSeq and is a predicted model, not a curated record.
GCUUCUAUAGCCUACUCUGGUGCUGGGCGGCCAGGGCUGGCGGCCAGAGGCACUGAUCUGUGGACAGAGGGGGAUAUCGCCUAGGGUUCAAAUAGUCCAAUAGAAAAGGUUUAAGAGGAAAACGAGGGAAGACAAAGAGAAUUAUAGAAGUUGGUUGGUAAUAUAUCACCUUCUGAUUUGCUGCAUCUUACCAGCUACAUGUAGAUGGGGAGGGUUAAUCUUUAGGUUGGAGAGAAAGAGAGAGACCUUUCACCUUUAAACUACCCCUUAAUUAAAUUGCUCACCAAGUAAACCCUCUCUCUCUCACCAUAACCACAACUUUAAUUCUUCAUUCAUAUCCACUUCCAUAUUCCCAUCUCCAUGUAUGCUUUGUUUUAACCGGUGUCUUUUUGGAGAAAAUGGGCAGUGAGUGCAAUCCAAGUAAUAAGCUCCAUUAUGACAUUACGAUGUCCAAGAGAACCAGGAAGCCACUGAAUCUCCAAGAAAAAGCUAUUCAUCAAAACAGUCAUACAACUGCUAGUAUAUUUGAUCAAAGCUCCCCAAGCAAAGGUGAUCAUCAUGAAGAGGAAUUAGAAAGUGAUCGUAAAAGCUUAAAGCAACUCAUCAAUGGGGACGAAAAGGCAAUCAGCAGAUCAGGGAGCAGCUGCAGGAGUAGUACUUCACUGGGUCACCACUUCACGGAAGAAGAGAAACAGCUUCAGCUGGUGAAGAAAAAUCAACAAGAUAAUGGAUUGAAGCUCAAAGGAAUGAUGAGUCGCUAUGCCAAAGUUUUGAGCCAUUUGGUCAAACUCAAGCGUGAGUCCAGGAAAAAACAUCUUCUCCGGUUAACAAUGUAGGCUAUAUAUUGGCUAUCUCUGAUUUUUGAGAUCUCAUCCUCAUAUCUCAUGCAUAUAUAUGUAAAUAUAUUUAUAUGGGAGAGAUCAACUUAAAUCAAUAUAAAACU